Messenger RNA from Dreissena polymorpha, 772 nucleotides. Its product is annotated as complement C1q and tumor necrosis factor-related protein 9-like. The transcript is spliced from 5 exons. The record is from RefSeq and is a predicted model, not a curated record. Gene Ontology annotation, molecular function: protein binding. Lineage: Eukaryota; Metazoa; Mollusca; Bivalvia; Myida; Dreissenidae. The coding region runs from base 94 to 507 and encodes 137 amino acids.
UUGUCCGAGGAGUCCCGAUUGUACGCGACAAUUGCGUUAUCAGACUUCCGUGACAUUUAUUCAAACAUUUUGCGUACGUGUUAAACGGGCAAUAUGGCCGUCUGGCUCGUUUUUCUCUCUCUGCUUUAUGGGUUCUGCUUCUGUACACAGACGCUCGAAGAUCAAGUUGCGUCUCUAGAUGCCAUUGUGCGAUCUCUAGACGCCAUUGUGCGCCAACAAAAUGACAACAUCACAGCACUGUUGGUUGCCAAUAACAUAUUGAAGCAGGAAGUAGCUGUACUCCAUGAAAAGAACGUCAAGGACAGGGUUAGACGACAGUCAGAGGCGUUUGGCUUCACGGCGUACCAUGACCGAGACGAGACUCUCCAUCAGGGACAAACGCUCAAGUUCAGCAGGACAAUAUACAACGCCGACUCCAUGUACAACCCGAAUACAGGCGUUGCCACGAUCCCCGUGGAAGGCACAUAUAUCUUCUCGGUGACCAUUGAACACUGGCAAACACAGUAGCUCCGGUGUUACUUACUAGUCAACGGGGCAAACAUGGUUGAUGUCGUCAUCUUUCCACAGGGAAAGAGUAUACAGUCCAACAACACGGCCGUGCUCGGACUGAACGCCGGCAACGCUGUGUGGGUCACUUGCGACGAUGGCAAUGUGUUCGGACAUGACAUCUUCCACGGUACUACAUUAUCCGGCGUCUAUUUGUAUUGACCUAACAGCCAAAAGAUUGCGUGCUAGAUCCUGUGAAUACAAUAUUAAAUCGUGGGAUUGCAAA